GUUUUUGUAAUACAUAUAAGUAAUUAACAUUCCUCGCUACGCAUGUGUUAUUCUGGGUUGGACUUGAAGGGGGCAGUAGUGAGUUUUGAAAACUCGGGCCAGCCGUCCAGCAAAGGAAGAGACUCAAGACAUGUGAUGACUUUGGUAUGAUAUUGAUGUAAGGAAGGUGUAGCCGAGAUGAACACAUUACGAACAACAUUUUUGCGCUUUACGGGGAUUCCGAGUUUGUGUUGGAGUAAUGGUCCUCACUCUACCAUGUUCAGCUGCAGUCAGCUACGGUCUGUCAGUUCCUUGGUUCUGUCAAGGACAGGAGCAGAGCGGAAACCUGUCCUACAAGCAACCAUGAACACCAAAGCAGAGGGAGCUUGUGUUUUCCAGCAGCCAUCCUGGCACUAUCAACAAGUCCGCACAGUCAAACGUGGGACAGAAUAUCAGCCGAAGAACAUCAAACGAAAGAGGACCCAUGGGUGGAUCAAAAGAAUAAGCAGUCCUGGUGGGAUCGAAGUCAUCCUACGCCGAAUGCUCAAAGGGCGGAAGUCCCUCACACAUUGAGACUCUGACCGGACAGUUGCUUUGAUAGACCUUUGAAGUGAAUCUCAGUUGAAUGUCAGCUGUGCAGUAGAGCUUUUGAGUUUCUAUUGAAAAUAGUUGUCAAAUUAAAGCACUUCAUGCACAAUAACUCCAA
This is a messenger RNA of Carassius gibelio (silver crucian carp), 685 nucleotides long. RefSeq lists its product as uncharacterized. Gene Ontology annotation, biological process: translation. NCBI's taxonomy places the organism in Eukaryota, Metazoa, Chordata, Actinopteri, Cypriniformes, Cyprinidae. The record is from RefSeq and is a predicted model, not a curated record. Gene Ontology annotation, molecular function: structural constituent of ribosome. The coding region runs from base 178 to 552 and encodes 124 amino acids. Gene Ontology annotation, cellular component: ribosome; mitochondrial large ribosomal subunit. The transcript is spliced from 2 exons.